CCGUCCCAGCUUCUCUCCCACAGCACACACACCCCCCUCCGAGUGUAAAGAGAGCAGCAGCGGCUGCCCCCCCACCCCCCCACCCCAAGCAGAGCAGGGAAGACGGUAACACCAUGUCUUCGAUCACUCCCAAUUCUUCUGCCUUCGCAGCUGCUGCUGCUGCUGCUGCUGCUGUGACCAUUGUAUCCAAGUGCACGGUGUGCCCCGACAGCGACUCCUCCCUCGGCGAUCUCCCGCUCUCCGUCUCCGACCUCCCCAUGCUGUCUUGCCACUACAUCCAGAAGGGACUCUUCUUCCCCUCUCCCCAGAUGCCCAUUGCCUCGCUGGUCUCCCUCCUCGCCUCCUCCCUCUCCGGCGCGCUGUCCCUCUUCCCCCCCCUGGCCGGCCGCCUCUCCACCCUACCCGACGGUCGCAUCCUCGUCUCCUGCAAUGACGCUGGCGUCGAAUUUGCCUACGCCACCGCCUACUCGCUCACCCUCCCCGACCUCCUCCCCCCCUCCUCCGAUGUGCCGGCGGCGGUCAAGUCGCUCUUCCCCCUCGACGGCGCCAUCAGCUUCCACGGCCAUUUCCGCCCGCUCGCCUCUUUCCAGCUCACCGAGCUCGCGGACGGCGCCGUGUUCCUCGGCGCGGCCGUCAACCACGCCGUCGUCGAUGGGACCUCGUUCUGGAACUUCUUCAACGCGUGGGCGGAGCUCUGCCGCCGCGGCUCCCCCUCGCCGCCGGACUUUCGCCGAAACUACUUCGGCGACUCUAAGGCGGUGCUUCGGUUCCCCGGCGGACGCGGCCCCGAGGUGACGUUUCCGGUGGACGCGCCGCUUCGAGAGCGGAUCUUCCGCUUAAGCCGGGAGGCCAUUUUCGAGCUCAAAUCGAGGGCCAACGACGGCUUCGCAAACGUCGCGGCCGUCGGUGAUCCCAACGCCGAGAUAUAUGGCAAGCAAGUCCACGACCCGAAGGCGGUGAUGGCGUACAAAGAGGAGCAGAUCUCUUCCUUCCAGUCACUGUGCGCCCACGUGUGGCGGUCCGUGACGCGGGCUCGGAAGCAGCUGCCGCCGGAGGCGAUGACGACGUUCCGGAUGGCGGUGAACUGCCGGCACCGGGUGGAGCCCCAGGUGGCGCCCGACUACUUCGGGAACGCGAUCCAGAGCAUCCCGACAACGGCGGCGGUGAGGGAGGUGGUGGGGCGGGACCUCCGCUGGGCGGCGGGGCUGCUGCACCGCAACGUGGCGUCGCAUGGAAACGAGACGAUCCGACGUGGCGUGGCGGUGUGGGAGGCGGCGCCGCGGUGCUUCCCACUGGGGAACCCGGACGGGGCGGGAUUGACGAUGGGCAGCUCCCACCGGUUCCCCAUGUACGAGGGAAACGACUUCGGGUGGGGCCUCCCGGCGGCGGUUCGGAGCGGCAGGGCGAACAAGUUCGACGGGAAGAUGUCGGCGUUCCCUGGGAGGGAGGGCGGGGGUAGCGUGGAGUUGGAGGUGUGCCUGGCGCCGGAGACCAUGGAAGCGCUCCUCCGCGACGAGGAGUUCAUGAGCUACGUCACGGAGUAGAGCGGCUGCGGCGGAGGCAGCAGCAGCGACGAAGCCGUCGCACCGUCACACCGUCCCGCGUCGGAGCCAGAAACUGUCGAUCAACUGCUCCACGUUAUAUCCACACGUCCGCUGUUUUAACUCGUUCCCCGUCUUGGCAUUUUGUUUGCUCUCCAGCAAGUGUCUGGGGCUUAGUGUGCUGCUUCUGCUGCUGCUGCUGUGUCGGUUUGGUUCCCUCAAGUCUAAUCUCGAGUUGGUCUGCGUCCUCUUCCGGUAUAAUUUGUUAUGUACGUCGAAGCUUAUCCUCUUCUUCUUC
Musa acuminata AAA Group (dessert banana) is the source of this 1839-nucleotide messenger RNA. Its product is annotated as protein ENHANCED PSEUDOMONAS SUSCEPTIBILITY 1-like. The record is from RefSeq and is a predicted model, not a curated record. The transcript has a single exon. Bases 114 to 1544 code for a protein of 476 amino acids. NCBI's taxonomy places the organism in Eukaryota, Viridiplantae, Streptophyta, Magnoliopsida, Zingiberales, Musaceae.